Molecule: messenger RNA, 1278 nt
Organism: Dovyalis caffra
Lineage: Eukaryota; Viridiplantae; Streptophyta; Magnoliopsida; Malpighiales; Salicaceae
Source: the annotation of a GenBank genome assembly
AUGGCAUGUAUAAGAACCACUGGUGCUUUUGUAGCAGCCAUUUCUGUGUCCAUGGCAGUGGUCUCUUACUUUCUAUGCAAUUACAGGUCCAAGAGAAAGACCCCUUUGUCCCUUUCAAAGAAUAAAAAACCAGGAAACGGACUCAUUGAUGCUGUUGGUAAAACUCCCUUAAUUAGAAUUAAUAGCCUCUCUGAAGCUACUGGUUGUGAAAUUCUUGGGAAGUGCGAAUUUCUGAAUCCAGGAGGGAGUGUGAAAGAUAGAGUUGCUGUGAAAAUAAUUGAAGAGGCACUGGAAUCUGGCCAGCUAGUUUGUGGAGGAGUUGUUACUGAGGGAAGUGCUGGAAGCACUGCAAUUAGCCUGGCUACAGUUGCUCCUGCUUAUGGAUGCAAAUGCCAUGUUGUUAUCCCAGAUGAUGUUGCAAUAGAGAAGUCUCAAAUUCUCGAAGCUCUGGGAGCUACUGUUGAAAGAGUGCGACCGGUUUCAAUUGCACACAGAGACCACUAUGUCAACAUUGCUAGGAGACGGGCACUAGAAGCUAAUGAAUUAGCAUCAAAGCUUAGAAAAGCUGAACAGAAUGAUGGCAAACACUUGGAGCAAAUUAACAGUUACAUAUCUGAUGGAGAGAAAAAAGGUUCUGUUUUUUCAAGUUACUGUAAUGGUGGUUUUUUUGCUGAUCAGUUUGAAAACUUGGCAAAUUUCCGGGCCCACUAUCAGGGCACUGGACCUGAGAUAUGGGAACAAACUAGUGGUAGUUUAGAUUCGUUUGUGGCAGCUGCAGGCACGGGCGGUACUGUAGCUGGUAUUUCUAGUUUUCUCCAGGAAAAGAAUCCAAACAUCAAGUGCUUCCUCAUAGAUCCGCCUGGUUCUGGUUUGUUCAAUAAAGUAACAAGGGGGGUGAUGUACACGAGAGAGGAAGCUGAAGGAAAAAGGCUAAAGAACCCAUUUGACACUAUAACGGAAGGAAUUGGAAUCAAUAGAUUAACACAAAAUUUUAAAAUGGCAAAACUUGACGGAGCCUUCAGAGGCACAGAUAAAGAGGCUGUUGAAAUGUCAAGGUAUCUUUUGAAAAACGAUGGCCUCUUUCUGGGGAGUUCUUCAGCCAUGAACUGUGUUGGAGCUGUUAAAGUGGCAAAGUCACUUGGCCCUGGUCACACAAUUGUGACCAUUCUGUGCGAUAGUGGAAUGAGGCAUCUGAGUAAGUUUUAUGAUGCUCACUAUCUGUCUCAGCAUGGUUUGACAGCCACAGCAACUGGAUUAGAGUUCCUUGAUAUCCAAUGA